Culicoides brevitarsis is the source of this 1133-nucleotide messenger RNA. RefSeq names its product erlin-1-like. Gene Ontology annotation, cellular component: endoplasmic reticulum membrane; endoplasmic reticulum. NCBI's taxonomy places the organism in Eukaryota, Metazoa, Arthropoda, Insecta, Diptera, Ceratopogonidae. The transcript has 2 exons. The record is from RefSeq and is a predicted model, not a curated record. Gene Ontology annotation, biological process: SREBP signaling pathway. Bases 78 to 1043 code for a protein of 321 amino acids. Gene Ontology annotation, molecular function: ubiquitin protein ligase binding; cholesterol binding.
UUCACUGACAGUUUUAUCAACAAGCGAAAAAUUGUUUGCCGGAUGAAAUUGAAUCCUGAAAAAUCCUUGAAUUUACGAUGAUUACGGAGCAAUUAGUCACAGGAUUGGUAAUUGUGGCAUGUUUGGCGGUAAUUCUUCAAUUGUCACUUCACAAAGUUGAAGAAGGACAUGUCGGCGUUUAUUACAGAGCAGGAGCCUUACUUCCUGUAACUUCGAAGCCCGGAAUUCAUUUGAUGCUCCCUUUGCUCACAGUUUUCAAGAGUAUUCAAGUUACUUUACAAACUGACGAGCUAAAAAACGUUCCUUGCGGCACUUCAGGCGGCGUAAUGCUCUAUUUCGACCGAAUUGAAGUCGUAAACAUCCUAAAUGUCGACUCCGUGCUCGAAAUUGUCCGAAAUUACACUGCCGACUACGAUCGCGCGUUAAUUUUCGACAAAGUUCAUCACGAAUUGAACCAAUUUUGCAGUCGACACACGAUGCAUCAAGUGUUCAUCGACCUUUUCGGCGAAAUCGAUGACAAUUUAAAACUUUCCUUGCAACGAGAUUUGACCGAAAUGGCUCCCGGCUUGAGAAUUCUCUCCGUGCGCGUCACAAAACCCAAAAUCCCGGAAGCAAUUCGACGGAAUUACGAAUUAAUGGAGUCUGAAAAGACAGAUUUGCUCAUUUCCGUGGAACAUCAAAAGGUUGUGGAAAAAAAUGCGGAGACCGAUAGGAAAAAAGCCGUUAUUGAGGCGGAAAAAGUUGCUCAAGUGUCGAAAAUUCAGUACGAACAGAAAAUCAUGGAACGAGAAUCGCAGAAAAGGAUUGAAGCGAUCGAGAAUGAAAUUCAGGCGGAAAAGUUGAAAACUCAGACAGACACGGAAUUUUAUAGAGUUCAGAAGCAGGCGGAAGCGAAUAAGUUGCUGUUGACGCGAGAAUAUUUGGAGCUCGUGAAAUAUCAGUCGCUGUCGAAUAAUAACAAGAUUUAUUACGGCGAAAAAAUUCCAAAUAUUUUUGGAACGUCAUUUUUGAGUGAUUUGAAAGAAAAGACUCCCAAAGACUAAUUAAUUUAAAUAAAUGUAAAAAAGUGAAUUUUUGUAAGAAUUUACAAAAUUGUCAAAAAAAAAUUUUUUUUCUGAAAAUAAAUGUGAACG